AUGGUAUGCUAUAUCAUGACUGAGGCUGAAGCGUACUGGAGUUUGGUCACUUUUACAUAUUUAGACGCAGAUCGAAGAAAUCCUUUUUUCCUGUUCGAGCCUUGCUUAUGGAAAGCGAUUAACAGAUUCGGUCUGGUGUACUUCAUCAUCGGUAACGUGCUGACAGGAGUCGUCAACCUGGCCUUUAACACACUGGAAUCUAGCGACAGUGCUUGCAUCGUAAUUCUGUUCGUGUAUUCUUUUGUUAUGUGUACCAUUGUUUCUUUGCUGUAUGCGAGGGAAGCCUAUUGA
Molecule: messenger RNA, 291 nt
Organism: Soboliphyme baturini
Lineage: Eukaryota; Metazoa; Nematoda; Enoplea; Dioctophymatida; Soboliphymatidae
Source: the annotation of a GenBank genome assembly